UUUUUUUUUUUUUUUUAACGAAGACCAUGACCCUUAAGAAGAAUAACAUUUACACAAGGCACAGAGAGAUGUAUAUAAAAGACUAAAUUGUUAAUCGCUUUUUUUGUGCGGAAUCUCAUAAGAAUUAAUGAUAAUCAUAGAGUAUGUAGAACUAAAAUAAACAGGGCUCCGGUAAACGAUGCGACUUUUCUUCUUCAUUUGGAAUCAUGUGUAUUUUUUCUGUUUUAAUGCAGAUUCACGCCCUGAAAUAUUUGAUAUUUCACCCGCGUCUAUAAAAGAUAUGCGCGACUGUUUACUUUGUUGUCCACUCAUUUCUACAGUUGUGUAUUUGUAGUUGCAAAUAAAUGGCAAUUACAUAAGUAACUGUAAUUUGCACUGGGUGUUUUUCUCUGGCAGCAGCUAUAAAUACCUGAGAUAUCAAACCACCAGAGUUUGAGUAAAUUUCUGUCAUAACUGUUCCAAACUGUGUCCACCCUUCUCACGCAUAUGAAACUCUGUCUUCACCCUCCCCCUUCUUUUAAUAGGCAACCCAAAGAGCCACACAAACUUUCACUCCAGCUCUGCACAGACACUCUGAAUCUGUGCUCGCUGCGCUUUCGCCGUCUUUGCAGCCUCCCCUGCGCCUCUUAAGCCUUGGAGUAAAAGCUGCCAACCCCUCAAUCUGAUUCACUUCCUGUAGUCAGACUCCUUCCCAAAAGUGGACAGAGGGGGAACGGGGAAGGGAAGGCUGUCUGAGGAGCAGCAGCAGCUCCUCGCCUCUACAGCCUCAGAACUUUGUAGUAGUUCAGUGGCAGUCAGGUCGUCGCGCACAGCAACUUCUUGAAAAGAAAAGGGACAAAACACUCUGCUAAAACAAAACUGUCGGCCACCGAUUCCCGAAUCCAUGCGUGGUACGGAUGGUACAAGUUUUGACGCCCAUCGCAGAUUCUUCCCCUGAUUCCAGGCGCCGACUGUGGACACACUGUAGCCAACGCUGAGCGACUCCAGGGGUUCAUGUACUGGAAAAAUGAAGUUUUGUCCCCUCUUUCAGAGGGAAAUAAGAUUCUGUCCGAAGGAAUUCCCACGAAACAGGUGAUCUCUACCGAGCAUCAGAGCACACCCGGAGCCUCGCGCUGCAGUGUGGACUCUAAACACACGCCAAUGUCUCACUCGGACGGAGAAUCACAGCGGUCCAACAUGGAGCGGGAGGACACGCGCUCGUCCCCCAGCACUCCGUCCACUCCCUCCGUGUGCUCACCCACGUCCACGGCCAGCUCGGUGCCUUCUACCGGGAAGAACAUGUGCGCCAGCUGCGGUCUGGAGAUCCUGGACAGAUACUUACUAAAGGUGAACAACCUGAUCUGGCACGUGCGCUGUCUGGAGUGUUCCGUCUGCAGGACGUCACUACGUCAACACAGCAGCUGCUACAUCAAAAACAAAGAGAUCUUCUGUAAAAUGGAUUAUUUCAGUAGGUUUGGUACUAAAUGUGCCCGCUGUGGUCGGCAAAUAUACGCAAGUGAUUGGGUUCGCCGUGCAAGGGGGAAUGCAUACCACUUGGCAUGUUUUGCAUGUUACUCUUGUAAGAGGCAGCUGUCUACAGGAGAGGAGUUUGGAUUGGUGGAGGAGAAGGUCCUGUGUAGGAUCCACUACGACACCAUGGUGGAGAACCUCAAACGAGCAGCUGAGAGUGGCAAUGGUAUCACAUUAGAAGGAGCAGUUCCCACAGAGCAGGACAGCCAGCCCAAACCAGCCAAAAGGGCACGGACAUCCUUCACAGCAGAACAACUACAGAUCAUGCAGGCUCAGUUUGCCCAAGACAACAAUCCUGAUGCCCAGACGCUACAGAAGCUGGCUGACAUGACAGGCCUCAGCAGGAGAGUUAUACAGGUGUGGUUUCAAAACUGCAGAGCAAGACACAAAAAGCACACGCCCCAGCACAGUGGGGUACCCCAAGGUCAUCCCCAAUCCAGAAUCCCUUCUUCUCUGCCCGAUGAACUUCAUUACUCCCCCUUUGGCAGUCCUGAGCGGGCACGCAUGGUGGCCCUUCACGGGUACAUUGACAGUCACCCUUUUUCCGUGCUGACCUCUCAGAGUCUCCCUCACCAGGCUAUGUCGCUGCCCCAGCUCCCCCUCAGCCGCUAGCACUCCACCACCACUCUUACGAUCUUUGACCUUCAGAUCCUAACCCUUGAUCUCCCAUCAGUAACGUCUUCGGACUCGACCCAGAGGUCGGACUGGAGUCAGCUUGGAGAAAAUCUUACUGGAGCCCUGCCCACUCAUGCCCAGGAAAUACUAAGAAACAGUCGUCAUUAUUUUCUUUUUUGCUUUUUGAGGACAGGAAUAUCCCACCUGCAGCCAGUCUGUCAAAAAAGAUUGUGAAGUAUUUAUCAUUAGCAGGAACUCACUGACUGUAUUUUCAACCACCUAAAGGACCCAUUUUGCUCCACGUGUACAGCAUUCUCCACUCUACUCAUCUGCCCUUUGACUUAAGGGUGGUGGGAGUCUGAAGGGAUGAACUGACAAAGGAAGCAGGACUGAAGCCUUCUGCUGUCUGAAUACUGAAGAUAAACAAAGAGGAGAAAUUUUAAGGGGAAACUGUCAGCCCAAAGGGCCGGGCACACACAGUAGACCACAUUAGAGGUAAGACUCCUCCCUCCUUUCUCUCUGAGCAACCAUGAAGGAAACAUAAAUGUAAACUAAAUAUAUUCACUGCUGAUGCAUUAUCUCUCAGCGUGACUCUAAACAAAUAAAACUUCCCAAUCACAUGUUUGGACUGAUUUCCACUGAAAUGAGAUGUAGGGUCAGAUUUUUAUUAGAAAAUGGACGUAAAUUCUGUGCCUUAUCUUUGUAGUGGUGUACAACAGUGAAACAACUGAACAAGGUCAUUUUUAAUUUGGGUGUUUUUUUUUACACAGUGGAACAAUUUAUGAGGACUCUAAAUUUUCCACUGGUAAAAGGAAUCACAAAAUAUGUCUAUAUCUAAUCUCUUAUCAUGAAGGAAAACCACAGAGCACAAUGUCUGGCCUUGUGUAUUAUUAAAUUAUAGUUGUAACAUUAGAAGCUGGAGCUAACAGUUUUUAAGCCUUCACAAUUCUGUUGAAUGUCUUUAAACUGACAGAGAAACAGGGGGAAGUCUGAUAAGCAUACUAGCCAAACUACACAUUCUUAUGAACGUUCCAAACAGAAACAUUGUCACUAAUUUAUGAUUUUCAAAGUUGUUUGUUCAGACUCUGUGUGUGUGUCUUCACACAAGGACGGUGGAUUGGUACAAUAUGGACAAAAUGAAACAAACUGGUGUUGUACAUAGUAAGAUGUGUAUGUAUCUGUGUGUUUGUUUGUGUAUGUGUGUGUGUUUGUGCGAGAGAGAGAGAGAAAGAGAGAGAGAGAGAGAGAGAGAGAGAGAGAGAGAGAGUAUGUGUGUGUGUUUUGGCAGGGGUAGAGUGUGCAUCUGUAUUUUAGUGCCAUGGCCGUUGUGUGAAGAACAGGAUCCAAGAAACCUCAAUGUCCUUGUAUUUAUUGAGACUGUAAAUCCCUGUAAAGCACUUUUCCCUCUGAAAUUGUUUUGUUUUGUUAAAAAAUAUGAAAUGAACACAAAAAAUUUAUUUGAUAGACUGUGCAUCAUAAAUGUUUUGUGUACUAAAAUGCAAUAAAUUAGAAUGUGAUAUUUUUGUGGUUCUGGAUCAUUCCUGAGAAUAAAUUGAUAAGGCAAUAAUUAAUUUUUAUUUCCCCAAACAACGUUUAUGGCAGAAAGGAUUACAAAAUUUGGCAUUGAUAUUAAAUUAGGUUCACAUGGAAAAGGAGUUUUAAAUGGCAAAAGUACAAAUAAAAUGAAUGAAUAUAAAGUUA
This is a messenger RNA of Sphaeramia orbicularis (orbiculate cardinalfish), 3825 nucleotides long. It is a transcript of the gene lhx6a, whose product is annotated as LIM homeobox 6a. Gene Ontology annotation, biological process: regulation of transcription by RNA polymerase II; neuron differentiation; forebrain neuron development. NCBI's taxonomy places the organism in Eukaryota, Metazoa, Chordata, Actinopteri, Kurtiformes, Apogonidae. The transcript is spliced from 9 exons. The record is from RefSeq and is a predicted model, not a curated record. The coding region runs from base 994 to 2121 and encodes 375 amino acids. Gene Ontology annotation, cellular component: nucleus. Gene Ontology annotation, molecular function: DNA-binding transcription factor activity, RNA polymerase II-specific; RNA polymerase II transcription regulatory region sequence-specific DNA binding.